Molecule: messenger RNA, 1233 nt
Organism: Phragmites australis (common reed)
Lineage: Eukaryota; Viridiplantae; Streptophyta; Magnoliopsida; Poales; Poaceae
Product: NEP1-interacting protein-like 1
Exons: 4
Coding region: 277-1023 (248 amino acids)
Source: RefSeq, a predicted model, not a curated record
CACCGACCUUGCUACCUCCUCGUCUUUCCCCCAGCAUUAAUUGCCCUCCCCUCAUGGCCGCUUCCGCCUCCGCCUCCUCUCCCUAUCCCCUCCGCCUCAUCGUCUAGCCGCAGGACUCUCCUCCUGCUUAACCCUCAAGAUUUCUCCCUCCUCUUAACCGACCGGGAUCCCCUCUCCCCCACUUGGGCUGGGCACCUGCUUGCUAUAUAUACACACACCACCGAUCCUGCCGCAUUCGUCCCCUUAGCAUGCUCGCUUCGGUUCUUGGAUUGAUCGAUGGAUUCGGUGCCUCCUUCUUCCUCUUCUCCGGCUUUGCCCGCAGCCGCCGACUCGGGCUCCUGCUGCUGCUUUGACGCGCUGAGGAGGGCGUGCGGCAGGUACGCCGCCGUCGCCGCGCGGGCGGCCGGGUGGGCGCUCGGUGCGCUGUUCACCUGCGUCUUCGCCGUUGUGGGCUCGCUGGUUGGAGUCUUCAUCGGUGCCUUCAUGGGGAUGUCCAUGGAAUGCGGCAUGUUCCGGGGGGCUGGCGUGGGAGCAGUCUCCGGCGCAGUCUUCUCCAUUGAGGCUGUUGAAUCGUGCAUUGAAAUUUGGAGAUCCAGCAAUUCAGGAAAAUACAGCAUUCUCUUUGUGCUGGAUAUCAUCUCUAGCCUCUUCAGCGGAAGAAUUGUGUGGGAGAAAGUUAGUCCAGCACUGCAGCGUGCAGUGCAAAGCCAGAUGAGUCUACUGAGUACACCAUUCAUGGACAACAAUGACCUUUUUGAAACUGGAAGUACAGGCGGCAUGUCAAAGGAUUUGAUCAGCAGGAUCCCAAAGAUGUGGUUCGGUGCUGCAAGCAAUUGUGAUCAGGAAACUGAUAGCAGCUGCUGUUCAGUCUGCCUUCAGGAUUUCGGAGCACGACAAUUUGUAAGAGUAAUGCCUCAGUGCCAGCACAUAUUCCAUGUGCGAUGCAUCGACAGUUGGCUCCUCAGGCAUGCUUCCUGCCCCCUAUGCCGGGCUGGUGUUCAUAUAGAUCAUAUACAUAUGUAAACAAACUCGCGGGAUGGCACCUGGUGUAUUUUUCAUAGCAAAUACCCGUGCUCCUGUUUGAUAUCCUAAAUAUAGUCUUGAAUACAUAGGUCUUCUUCUUUCUCUUACUUUUUCAGUAUUCUGUGGUGCUAUGCUUUCAGCCGCGCGUUUUUGUCACAUUAAUGUAAUUCUGAAAAUGGACUGGCUAUCAAGCUCUCUGAAUUUUGGACA